AUGAGUUUAACUCCUCGACCAAGAGAAGGAUCUUUACUUUUCUCCCCUCUCUGAAUGAACAAGUUUUUGGUUGCGGAAUGGAGUGUUUUUUGGAUUUUAUAAAUAAAUUUUAUUUUUGAAAUAAAAAAUAAGUAAAUGUGAUUUAAUUUAUGAGAAUGCAAGCUCUCUAUUCAAUAGAAUUAUUCUAGAUAAUAAAAAUAAUAAUUAUUUAUGUAUCAAAAUAUUUUGCAUUAAACAUUUUUCACACUCAAAAAAAGUUUUUACCAAUAAUUUUUGUGAGGGGAUUAGAGACCUACGGAGCACAUCCAGUUCAAACCCCAACCCCAAGAUCUAAUUCAUCCAGCAAAGAAUUCCGUGAUUUAAAAAUUCAAUAUGACAUUCUUGAAAAAGAAUUCAACAAAAAUGUUUCAAGACUUGACAAUUUAAAAACAGAGCUCGCCAAAUCCCAGAAAAACAUGCUAAAACAAGAAAACGAACUAUCAAUUGUUAAAGGCACAGUCCAGCUGCUAAACUCAGAAAAGCAAAAGCUAAACAAAGAAUUAAAUGAAAGCAAAGAAUAUAUCAGAAAAUUAGAGCAAAAGUUUAUAUCAGGAACCAAAGGACAGUUUCUUUCAGAUAUAAACCUUCAGCUGAGAACUCAACUUGAAGAAGUUCUAUCAAAAAAUAAUGAAAAAGAUACAGUUAUAUUGAAGCUACGCCAAGCAAAUAAAGACUUGGAAAACCAAUUAUCAGUUCUUCAAAGAGCUUUAAGUUACACAAGUGCAAAAGAAGAAGACAGCUCUACAAAUUUGGCGUCUUUUAUCCAAAAAAGUGAAGAAGAAAUGAAGCAGAUUCUUAUUGAAAAAGAAAACGAGUUGGAAAGAGCGCUUAUACACAUUGAGGAGCUAAAAUUGGUAAGAGAGGCUAAUAAUGUAGAGCUGGUUAGAGUGGAAACAGAAAAUUUUAAGCAGGAACAAGAAAUAAAAGCCUUAACAGAGCAGAAUAAAACUUUGGCUAAAGACAGAUCAUCUUUGCUUCAAUGUAUUGAAGAUAUGAGUGCACAAUUAAAAGAAUAUGAGCUUGACUUGGAAUACUUUAAUAAAGAGCUAAGUAUUCAGAAAGAGACACAAAAGGCUAGUGAAGAUGAACUUGAAAUUAUAAAGCACGAAAGAAGGGAGUUUUUAAACGAAAUCGAUAGAUAUAAAGUUCAAAACCAAAGCUUAAUAAGCGAGCUUGAAAAAGUUUCUGGCUUGCCAAACGUAAUUCUUAUUUAGAAAGCCCAAUCAAAAGAUACAGAAAUAGAACUAUUAGCCUUAAAAGACCAGCUGAAAGAAUACAAAAAUAAGUGAAUUGAAGAAGAGAAAUUAAGAAAAGAAAAAGAAAAUGAAUUAAAUAUUUUGAUACAGAAAUACAGACAAACUGAGAGUGCGUUAGAAGAAUUAAAAGAAAAGAAAAAGGAAAACGAAAAUAAUUUAAGGUUGCAAUUGGAUAAUACAGUUAAAGAGUUUGAAGAGUUAUUGGAGGAAAAAGAAGGAUUGAAAGAAGCCAUGAAUAAAGUUAUUGAUAAAUCAGAGGAGUUAAAUAAAUAUAGAAGUGAGUCUGUUGAAACCAUGCCAAGGAGUAAAUCUGUGCUAUCACAAGUAAGAGAAAGAAAAUCUGCAAUCAAGGAAUCUAGUGAUGGGGGAAAUAUAUGAGAAUUGAUUGCCCAAGAAAAAAAGAAAAAUGAAGAGCUAAUAAAGCAGCUCGCAGACAAAUAA
Molecule: messenger RNA, 1736 nt
Organism: Blepharisma stoltei
Lineage: Eukaryota; Ciliophora; Heterotrichea; Heterotrichida; Blepharismidae
Source: the annotation of a GenBank genome assembly